UUUUUUACUUCGUGACAGGUACCGUUUCUGAAUAAGAGAGAGAAGAAAGUUCGCGGAACGUAUUUAUCGUAUAUUUCGGUUUCGGCGAACGUCCCGCGUUUAGAUUAAUUUUUAAUUAAUUGCGAAAUUAUGCUUGCGGACUAACAAUAGCGCGCUCUCGAUCUGCGCUUUAGUGGCAUGCGACAUCUCCUAUCGGCAUCAUAAAAUAGUAUCGAUUUUAUCGUCGUAGAGGCGAGAUGUGUACCGUUCGCGAGUGUCGGAGUAAUUUUCGUUAAUUAAUGAAAUAGAUUAAAACACGGGAAAGCGCUCUCGGCGCUGCCGGACGCGGUCACGUUAGUUGACAGCGCGAAAAGCCUCAGGUAAACAUACAGUGGUAUUUUUCCAAAGGAAGAGUUCACGAUGACUGACGGCGAAUCUGUAAGCGGACUCUUUACGAAAUCUAUUAAUAAUGAUAAUAUUUUUACGAUCGGAGUCACUGUGGAUACAGGUUUCGAGUGGGAGGCGAUUGAUGAAUGCAGGGAGAAACUGGGCAAGGAUGUUUCUGUGGUCAAGCAACGUGGAAGAAUCUAUUUUAACAUCGAUUGGGAUCAAUUUGCAAAAGUUGAACAAAUGAGAUCAAUAGAUCAUAUAUUCAUAAUAGCUGACAACGGAAGUUUAUCAUUUACUAAAGACAAAGAAUCUGACCUAUUGUCUAUACGUAACUAUAACUUAGAUAUUCUCGCCAAUUCAGAAAAUAGAUGGAAGAAGACUCUUGAUGCAUGGAAAUGUGCAACAAAUUUUAAGGGAAAGCUUUAUCCAACAAUUGAAGAAUAUACUGCAGUUAAAGAGCAACAUCUUGUAGCCAAGGCAGAAAUGUUGAAGAUACGUAACAAAGAAAAAGAAGAUAAGGAUCCUCUUGAUUGGAAUAUAUCAGAGAUGAAAGUAGAUAAAGAAAAGAAAAGAGGACAAGAUCCUUUAAAAGCCGAAGAAAGUGAUGUACUUAAAUAUAGAGUAACUUGUGAAAGGAUUGGUAAACAUGCAUUUGAGUCAAAGGAUGUUGCUAGAGUUAUAGGAGAAGUCUUACAGGACAAGUUUCACUGGCUGGUCGAUUUAUCUACGUAUCAUUUGGAAAUUGUUUGCAAAGUGAUAGAUGAUCAGCUAAUAACGCAUUUACGCGUAACACACAAAUCCAAGCAUAAUAGAAACAUCAUAAAUUUCGGACCGACUACUCUUAGAUCAACUAUAUGUUACAACUUGUUAAAAUUGGCAAAUCCUAAACCAGGAGAUAUAAUAGUAGAUCCUAUGUGUGGAGGAGGUUCCAUUCCUAUAGAGGCAACAUUAGCUUACCCACACUCAUAUGUUUUAUGCGGUGACAACGAUUCGAGAGCUAUAGAUAGAACAAAAUCGAAUAUGGACGCUUCGACAAUUGGAUGCAAAAUAAAUCUCGUACAGUGGACCGCUUCAAAAUUACCACUCAAAAAUUCUUCUGUUGAUAUUGUCGUUACUGAUAUGCCUUUCGGCAAAAGAAGUGGAAAUAAGACAUAUAAUAGCAUUUUUUACAAACAAUUUUUGCUGGAAUUUGGUCGUGUGGUAAAAUUAUACGGACGAGUAAUUCUACUUACAUAUGAUAGAUGCAACUUUAAAGAAGCCUUGGCGGCAGCUGGUGACUUAUUCUGGGUGACAAAAAUAAUAGGAGUAAACGUAGGAGGACUUCCAGCUGCAGUUUAUGUUUUGAAUCGUACACAGAUAUCUAUCGAUUCUUUUAAACCGCGUGUCACUAAGCACUAUAGUUACCCAAGAAACGAUAAAGAAUCAUCUGUUCAAUCAACUAAGAAAUCUUCAACCAAUUAAAUACUCUAUUCUUAUAAGUGUUGUGAUAUACAUUCUUAUUUUUGUACGAAGUUAAUAAAGUUUAUUUACAUAUUUGGC
Molecule: messenger RNA, 1908 nt
Organism: Pogonomyrmex barbatus (red harvester ant)
Lineage: Eukaryota; Metazoa; Arthropoda; Insecta; Hymenoptera; Formicidae
Product: tRNA (guanine(6)-N(2))-methyltransferase THUMP3
Biological process (GO): tRNA methylation
Molecular function (GO): tRNA (guanine) methyltransferase activity
Source: RefSeq, a predicted model, not a curated record